UGUGUCAGUAGCCCGGACGGCUCCGUCUCAUCCCGCACCGUGAGUCAAGCGUGCUCGGCUGCGACAUGACCAGAGCCCCGCAGACCUGGCCACUCAAAUAUGGAGCAGUUUAAAGCGAUCAUUUUGGUGCUUUGGAUACUAUUGCUCUACAGAAAUGAGGAGUCCCGUGCAGAGGAAGUUGUCUUGCUGAAUUCUAAGGAGUCCCAGGCAGAGCUGGGUUGGACCUCAUAUCCUUCAAAUGGGUGGGAGGAAAUCAGCGGUGUCGAUGAGAAAUACAAGCCCAUUCGCACAUAUCAAGUAUGCAACGUGAUGGAGCCCAGUCAGAACAAUUGGCUCCAGACGGGUUGGAUAUGGCGGCAGGGUGGCCAGCGCAUCUUCAUCGAGCUGCAGUUCACCCUGCGCGACUGCAACAGCAUCCCAGGCGUGUCCGGUAGCUGUAAGGAGACCUUCAAUCUCCUCUACGCCGAGUCUGACUGGGACCUGGGCCGUGUCACCCGCGAAGACCGCUACAGCAAAAUCGACACCAUUGCGGCGGAUGAAAGUUUCACGCAGGGCGAUUUGGGAGAACGGAAGAUGAAACUUAACACUGAAGUCCGUGAAAUAGGACAUCUCAAUCGCAAAGGAUUCCAUCUGGCCUUCCAGGAUGUGGGCGCAUGCGUCGCGCUGGUUUCCGUGAGAGUGUACUACAAACGCUGUUUGUCAACAGUGCAGAAUUUAGCAGUGUUCCCAGAUACGGUAGCUGAAGCUGCCUUCUCGACUCUGGUGGAGGUGAGAGGGUCAUGCGUGAAUAACUCUGAGGUGGACACGGACAGUCCUCCCAGAAUGCAUUGCAGUGCUGAAGGGGAGUGGCUGGUGCCCAUCGGCAAAUGCAGCUGCAGUGCUGGGUAUGAGGAGGGACACAGCAGCUGUGAGGCCUGUCCCCCGGGCACCUACAAGAUGUCGUCACGGCAGCAAGAGUGUUUCCUGUGUCCGGCUAACAGCAAGGCUGAAGACGAGGGCUCUGUGCUGUGUGUGUGCGAGGACGACCACUUCAGAACUCCACUGGACCCUCCAUCCGCACCCUGCACGCGUAAGACAGUCAGGUUCUGUGUGGGGUGAAUGUUUAUGUGUGCAUUUGCGUGUG
Molecule: messenger RNA, 1123 nt
Organism: Sinocyclocheilus grahami
Lineage: Eukaryota; Metazoa; Chordata; Actinopteri; Cypriniformes; Cyprinidae
Product: ephrin type-A receptor 10
Exons: 4
Coding region: 100-1098 (332 amino acids)
Biological process (GO): ephrin receptor signaling pathway; axon guidance; protein phosphorylation
Cellular component (GO): plasma membrane; dendrite
Molecular function (GO): transmembrane-ephrin receptor activity; ATP binding; protein binding
Source: RefSeq, a predicted model, not a curated record